Molecule: messenger RNA, 959 nt
Organism: Dendrobium catenatum
Lineage: Eukaryota; Viridiplantae; Streptophyta; Magnoliopsida; Asparagales; Orchidaceae
Product: probable carboxylesterase 2
Exons: 1
Coding region: 1-957 (318 amino acids)
Molecular function (GO): hydrolase activity
Source: RefSeq, a predicted model, not a curated record
AUGCAUUCCCCUCCCUUCUCCAGCACCGCCGCCGUCCCCGGCGACGACGAGAUCGCGUUCCAACUACUGCCCAUAAUCCGCGUUUACAAAAGCGGCCGCGUGGAACGCCUGUGCGGCACCAGCACCAUUCCCGCCUCCUUCGACCCCACGACCAAUGUCUCCUCCAAAGAUAUCAUCAUCAACAGCGAAAUCUCUGCUCGCCUCUAUAUCCCAACCACCACCGCCGCAUCACUCCAAAAGCUCCCCAUUCUCGUCUACUUCCACGGCGGCGCCUUCUUAAUCGAAUCAGCCUUCUCCCCAACAUAUCACCCCCACCUCAACAACCUCGCCUCCUUCGGCCAACUCCUCGCCGUCUCAAUCAACUACCGCCUCGCCCCGGAAAACCCUCUUCCCGUCGCCUACCACGAUUCCUGGGCCGGCUUACAAUGGGUGAUCUCUCGGGCCGACCCGUGGCUUUCCGAACGCGGGGAUUUUAGCCGGAUUUACAUAGCGGGGGAUAGCGCGGGGGCGAACAUCGCGCAUCAGAUGGCGGUGCGGGCGGGGGCGGAGGGGGUGAAGAUGAUCAAAGGGAUGGCUUUGGUGGACGCCUAUUUCUGGGGAGAAGAGCCGGUGGGUUCGGAGGAUAGAGAUAUCGGGUUUCGGGCCGACAUGGAACGGAUGUGGCGGUUUCUUUGCCCGGGAACGAGCGGGCUGGAUGACCCGAGAAUGAACCCGGUGGCGGAUGCGGCGCCGGGUUUGGCCGGACUGGGGUGCGAGCGGGUGCUUGUGGUGGUGGCGGAGAAGGAUGUGCUGUGGAGCAGAGGAAAGCUUUACUACGACAAGCUGAAGUCGAGCGGGUGGAGCGGUGAGGUUCAGCUUAUUGAUACGCCCGACGCCGAACACGAUUUUCAUAUCUUUGAGCCGCACACGGAGAAGGCGUUGGCCGUUACGAAGCAGUUGGCCGCUUUCUUCGUCUGAUU